UACAGCUCCAUUUGCCUCUUUUGUUUUUUCUUCUAAGAUCUGCAUCCUAUUUGUGGGAUAUUGAUCUGAAAUUCAACCCAAAUGGCAAAAAUGCCUAAUUUAACUUUGAAGAGCUCGUUUUCCAGUGGCUGCUGAUGAUUUCUCUUCCAAAAUUCUCCAUAAUUGAAUGCUUCAAUUCCCAAUUACCCCUUUUUUGGUUAUCUUCUUUCUCAAAAUAUGAACCUCACCGCUCUUGUUUUCUGGAUUAUCCAGAUCUUCAUCCAUUUCGUCGGAGUUUUUUCCAAAACCAAAGCGCCAGACGUUUCUGCAUUGAAUGUGAUGUUUAGCAGUUUAAAUUCACCUUCACAACUUUCUGGUUGGGGGUCAAGUGGCGGUGAUCCAUGUGGGGAUUCUUGGGAAGGGAUCCAAUGCUCAGGAUCGUCCGUCACUGAAAUAAGUUUAUCAGACUUUGGACUUAGUGGAACGAUGGGUUACCAACUUUCAAAUUUGGCAUCUGUCACCUACUUUGAUUUGAGCAAGAACAACCUCAAUGGCGAUAUCCCAUAUCAACUUCCCCCUAAUGCAGUUCACAUCGAUCUUUCUGAGAACAGCUUCACUGGUAGUGUGCCUUAUUCCAUUUCUCAGAUGGCUGAUCUUCAAUUCUUAAAUCUUGGUCAUAACAAGCUUAGCAACCAAUUAAGUGACAUGUUUGGCAAGCUUUCUAAACUCAAAAGGCUGGAUCUCUCAUACAACUCAAUUUCAGGCAACUUACCUCAGAGUUUUAAGAAACUUACAAGCCUUACAGUAUUGCAUAUACAAGAUAAUAAAUUUUCAGGUUCAAUCAAUGUUCUUGCUGACCUUCCUCUUGAUGAUUUGAAUGUUGCAAAUAACAAAUUUACUGGAUGGAUACCUGAGAGUCUUGAAGAUAUAGAUAACUUGGAAUAUGUAGGAAAUUCUUGGUCAUCUGGACCAGCACCACCUCCACCACCAGGGACGGUGUCUCCGGCGAGCAAGAAGUCGAACAAGGACGAAUUGAACAACAAAUCGCCAGUGAAAAGUGGGUUAGUAAUAGCAGGAAUAGCAAUGGGAGUUUUAGCAGUAAUAGCAAUGGUGAUUGGAUUGACAUCAAGAAGGAGGAGAAGGCCUCCUUCCCAUUAUCUUGAUGAGGACACAAGCCAACACAGAUCCUUCACUCCACUCACAUCCCAAGAACUCUCAAAGGCUAAUUUGCACAACAAUGAUACUAAUAAUAAUGGGAUUGAUAGAAAGUCCUUCAAUUCAGAUGCCUCUGUUGACAUAAAAGGUCUCAGUGUUGUUAGACCACCACCAGCUCCUUCUGAUCCUGUUCAGUCCUUCAGUGAUAAUCAGUUUGCAAACCGUCUUAAUUCCAGAAGAAGCACUUCCUUUCGUGCCAUUUCUUAUUCAUUGCUUGAUUUGCAAACUGCCACUGCUAAUUUUGCUCCAGCUCGCCUUCUUGGUGAGGGUACUAUCGGACGUGUUUAUAAGGCCAAGUAUGGAGAUGGAAAGGUUCUGGCAGUGAAAAAGAUUGAUUCAUCAGUUUUUCAAGGGAGGAGAACAGAAGAGUUUUGUGAUGUAGUUUCUAUCAUUUCAAAGCUUCAUCAUACAAACAUUACAGAAGUGGUUGGGUUCUGUUCAGAGCAGGGACAUCAUUUGCUGGUUUAUGAAUUUUUCAUGAAUGGUUCACUUCAUGGGUUUCUUCAUAUGUCUGAUGACUUCAGUAAACCACUCACUUGGAACACUAGAGUCAGAAUCGCUUUGGGGACUGCAAGAGCUCUUGAGUAUCUUCACGAAGUUUGCUCACCAUCCAUAAUUCAUAUGAAUAUCAAGUCCUCUAAUAUAUUGCUCGAUGCCGAACUUAAUCCUCGUCUCUCAGACUAUGGUUUGGCGACAUUUUAUAAGAAUAGAAACCAAAACCCUGGAGGUGGAUAUGAUGCUCCAGAAUGCACAAAGGGUUCAACUUAUACAAUGAAGAGUGACAUUUACAGUUUGGGAGUGGUGAUGUUGGAAUUGUUGACGGGGCGGAUGCCUUAUGACUCGGGUAAGCCAAAAGUGGAACAAUGUCUAGUGAGAUGGGCAACACCACAACUACAUGACAUAGAUGCAUUGGACAAAAUGGUAGAUCCUGCAUUGCGAGGCUUAUAUCCCCCAAAGUCAGUGUCUAGAUUUGCAGAUAUAAUCGCCCUUUGCGUUCAAUCAGAGCCUGAAUUUAGGCCUCCAAUGUCCGAAGUGGUUCAAGCUUUGGUAACUUUGGUUCAACGUUCCAGUAUGAACAUGAGAGAUGAUCUUGGAAACUCUCGACGAAUGGAUGAUUAUGACUAUUAAUUUUCUUUUUCUGCUCACUAUUUUUUACACUCUUCAAGUCUAAACACAUUAUAUCUAGCAUUUCAUUCUUCAAUGCAACGCUACUUUCACAUUCAUUUAGAGAAUUGAUUAGUCAUUCUAUUCCCAUCUCUCUUAAUACAUAUCCAUCUUUUCCCUUUUUGUAUACCAACCUUUGCUAUGUAGUUCACUUCAUAUGAA
Molecule: messenger RNA, 2520 nt
Organism: Benincasa hispida (wax gourd)
Lineage: Eukaryota; Viridiplantae; Streptophyta; Magnoliopsida; Cucurbitales; Cucurbitaceae
Gene: SRF5
Product: STRUBBELIG-receptor family 5
Biological process (GO): protein phosphorylation
Molecular function (GO): ATP binding; protein kinase activity; receptor serine/threonine kinase binding
Source: RefSeq, a predicted model, not a curated record